AUGCUUGAGAACAACAUUCAAUUUCCUACAGAAACUGAAGUCGUUAGCAAGCUAAAAGAGUCAACAAUAUCAGCUGAAUUCAUAAACACGAUCAAUGACGUUAUCUCGAAAAUAAUUGGGCUAAAUUCGAGACAACCUCCUCAAAAAUCGAACACUUUUAUCGAAAAACUCACACCACUUAUAUUAUCAGCAAUCGUUGUUGACGGAAAGCUUCCUUCUUCAUUAGAAGAACAAGGUUUAACUUUUAUUCAUAAUUAUGUACAGUUAAUAACCGUAAUUGAUCUAAUUGGCAAACUCCUUAGCGGCAUUUGCAAUGUUUUACCAAAAGAAUUUCGUGAUCUUCAAUCUUUUUCAUUCAAUCCGCCAGAAGACGAAGAAUAUAUUAAUAAAAUCUACGAAUUUUCCAACCCUGAUGAAUUUCUGCAGCCAAAUGUCAAGAAAUUAUCCAAAUACCAACAAAAACUAAUCGAAGAAGUGUUCAAACUAAACAUAUUUCGUCAUUUCUUCGAAGUUUGUUCAUCUGAUCAAUUGACAAACACGACAAUCUCAGGUUUCAUACAAUUUUCCAAAUGUCUAUUCAACUUAUUACAACCUACAUCAGCUACUGCUAUCUUAGAACAAAUCAUUAAAUGCUUUAUUCCUCAUCUUGUCAAAUAUCCUGAUAUUCAAGUUGGACCACAGUAUCUUCUUGACUUAAUUCGAUUAAUACCUACGAUAUCUAAUACCAUUAUGGCAUUUCUUUGCGAAAUUAUGCUAAAACAAACGUCAUCAAACAAUGUCGCUAUAAAUGUUCUCGAAUUACCUCAAGCAUUAGAAUCAGAAGCCGUUAAAAAAGCGGUUAUUGAGAUUUUGAGCCAACCAGUUACUUCAAAACAUCCGAAAUUGAUGCAAACAGUUGCAUCGAUGUUACCAAAGCUUUCAGCGAACAUGCCGUUCACAGCAACUGAGAUUCUUAGUAUUCUGUCCCAGAAAUCGUUGUUUGACGAGUAUCAUUGCAAUUUAGUAAAUGGAUUAAUAUUAGAUAUGAAAGAAUCGCCGGAACCGAUUGCAGACUUUAUUAUUUCAUCGGAUCAUUUCAAUGCGCGCCUUAUUAUGACAUUAAUUCAGGUUAUUCCGCUAACAAAUUCUUUUUCAAAAAUUUUAUUCGAGAGAUUGAUGAGAGAUCAAGACAAACUAUCUCCUCUAUCAAUGAAAGGAUUGAUAAUGAAUGAUUCUGUUCGCAAACUCAUUCAAAAUGCUUUGGAUGAUACAAAUAAUAUCCAAUUAAUCCAGAAAAUUGCUUAUUUCUACAAGAACGCGUCUUAUCUUAAGGACACAAGUAACUUUUUGCUCAAAUUGGCCAAUGUUUCCAUUACAAAUCCCGAACUUUUACCUUCAUUAGACAUGUUUUCAAGUAUUAUCUUCAAUAUUGAUAGCAAAAACUUACUACUUACCAUGUUCAAGAUGAUUCUGCAGAGCAUGUUCGAUGCAAAACGUUCUAUUCCUCCUGGAUUGAUCAGAAUUUUGUCUCAUUGGCUCGCCCAAGCCGAAGAGCUUCCAGAAAAGGAGAUUAUCGAACUCUUAGGUAAUAUUGACUACUCAAACUGCCCAACAACUCUUCCAAUUUUGGUUGAUAUUAUUACUGAAAGAGCUGUUGAUAAAGACCUCAUAGAAAAAUUUGUUUUCAAGAUAGCAACAGAUACUGUUAAGCCAAAGCUCGCAAAAUGGGCUGUUAAUAUCAUAUUUAGUAAAAUUCACCAAAAAGCGGACAAUGUUCACAAAUUUGUAGACCCUCUUGUUCAGCACCUUUCUGAUCCAGACAAAUGUGAUAACGCUUCAAGGAUGAUCUACGAAUCCGUGCUUUAUGAAACAGAUUUCUUCGAAUGCAAGUCUCCACAGUCAUUAAGUCAACAAUUUACGGUCAAAGACAUAAAUAAGAAGAUGACCAUGAUAUUCCAUCCCUUCCAUUCCUCUCGCUACAUCUAUUGGAGAGUUUCUAGAGAUUCCGGCACUCCUAUCAACAAUUUUGACUUGUAUUUCAUUAACGAUGGCGUAGAGACACCGAUAUUAUAUGGAAUGCCGCUUACAGAAUUGAGUUUCAUUGGAAAUAAGAAUAUAAAAUUAGUAAUGAAGCAAGUUGAGAACAAAGAAAGGAUGAAUACUGAACCUACGUUUAUCAGAUACCUUGCCAAAACAGGUAUCGAUGCAAUGAUGAAAGUUUUAGAUUUUGUUUCACCAACAUCUGAAAGAAUUUUCCAGAUUUUGAUGCUUUUGGCCCCAAUCAAGACCUCUAGUGUCACAACACCCCUUCAAAAAGUCGUUGUCGGCGAAGGAUGCAACCCAAUGGAAUUUGUUGGCUCUUCAAAGGUCCUUCCUUACGCGAUCGCCCUCACAAACGAUGCAAUUCCUAACGAUGUUGCACAGGGAAUCGUAGAAGUCUUAGUUGCUUCUCCAUUAGAUCAUAUCUCAAUGUCAAUUGCCGUAAAAUUCUUCCCGAAGAUAGUUAACGAAUUUGUCUUUACAGCGGACAUGAUUAGAAGAGGCAUGAUUAUGAGUAAGUCCGUUCCUUUGAGGCAAAUGUUCCUUGAAUUAGCCAAAAAGACCACAGAUCCAGAUCCUUUUGUUGCAUGUCUUCCAGAUGCGAUCAAAGUUAAUUAUAGAGCUAAUACGGAGCAGUUCUUUGAAGCUCUGAAGUUAUUUAAACUUAAUUCCGACAUUUUCACACCUUUCUUUGAAGAUUUACCACAAUAUGAAGACUCCUACUACAUUGAUCCCGAUGAAACUCUCAUCCAAUUGCUCUCUUUGAUCCCGAAAACCAAAGAAACAACAGAAUUAGUCAUAAAAAGACUAUUUAUGAUGCCAACAGUAGAAAAACCAAUCAGUCCAUUCAUUUUAUCCAGCGAAUCCCGUGAAGCUGCCUUUAAUUUCCUUCAAAAUGACCUGUCAACAUCGAUUCUUUUAACUCAUGUGAAUCAGAUUCCAUCAAUUCCAUCCGUUUACCUCAAAUUCAGUGAUGAUUUCACAUACAGAGCUAGAUCUGGUCUAUACAACCUUGGUUCCACCUGUUAUAUCAACGCUGUCUUACAAUGUGUGAAUGCAUUACCAAAUGUAUCGAAUAAAAUACUUUCUUUACAAGGUAAUGACUAUCCACCAUUUGUUAUGCAGCUGAGAGAACUCCUUGCACGCAUGAGAUACACUGUUGAAGGUGCAUUAAGUGUCAGAUCGUUUGUAGAAACAUUAGAUUCAUUUAAUCCUGAUAUACAAGACGAUGCACUUAUUUUUUAUAAUUCCAACAUGAUAGAAAACCUUUCAAAGUCAAUUGGCCAAGACAAUGACAUCAUAAAAGAACUCGAAGGCGAAUCAACAUUGGCUUACGUGAGUAUUUCCGAUGGAAAGGAAUUGAGUUCACAAACAAAUAACUUCUAUCAUUUGACUGUUCCUAUUAAUGAUCUCACAAAUAUAGAUGAAGGAUUUAAGAAGCAUUUUAGCGGUUAUAUUGUUGAUUACAAUGUUGGUGAUGGAACAACAGUAAAAGCCAUUUGUAAACCAAGAAUCAACAAAUGGCCGAACUAUUUAGUUUUGCAAUUAGAAAGAUACGAAUAUACUGUUGGCGAAAGAAUCAAAUUGAUCCAUGAAUUCGCAUUUCCAAUCGCUUUGGAUCCGAAUAGAAUUUCCCAGGGAAGUCAAUCUGUUCAUUGCGAUUUCGGAUAUUCUCUUGCAGGAGUAAUUGUUCACGAAGGAGAUGUCGACAACGGCCAUUACUUCGCAAUUGUUCAAGGUGAUGACAAAGAGUGGUAUUACUGCAAUGACCAUAACUUGGAGUACUUCGAUGUCACGAAAAUGAAACAAUGGUCAUUCGGUGUUGGUGAAAAUGCUUCUGCUGUUAGAGAAAAAGUUUGGACAGGUUAUUUGUUGUUUUAUAAGAGAUCUGAUAUUGUUCCUGAGAAACCACAUUUAGAGAAAACAUUGCAACAAAUGAUAGAUACACAAAAUGCUCAGUUCUGGCCAAAUGUCGUUUUCUAUUCCCAUCAAUUUUUAGAUUUUGUGAUGAAACACGUUAAAAACUCCAAUUUCUCACAGGAAUCAAUUGAAUUGGCUUUCAUUUGUUUGUUCAGAAUCAGUGUCAUAAAAGACGAGAUUUUAUCUAAAUGGUGCUCUUUCUUUGAGAACUCCAUCUUAACUAAUAAAGACAGAGCCAAUUUCAUCAUCAAACUCAUAGGAAGUAAACUUGGAAAGACAUUUGCGAACUUGAUUUCCAUUUCUGAUUCUUCUUAUAACAACAUUUCGAGUUUGGUCAUGAAAGCAUUGGAUAAACUCAUGGAUAACCCGCAAUCCAUCAUCACAUUGAUCAAAUGCACUGAUGAGUUCGCUCACAAGAGAUCUGCAUCAUUCACAUUGGACUUGAUCGCGAGAUGCACUGAUUUCAAUUUCGAUUGGCCGAACGAAGAAGAAUUGUUGUUGACGAUUAUUUCUUAUUUGGAAAGUGACGGUUUGAAGGACAUUUUCAAGGGAUUGGCCAAGCAGCAUUCCACGGCAUUUGCAAAACUUAUGGAUCCUGUCCACGAUUUGCUAAUGACGAAAGGAAUAACUGCUCCUAUCUUCGCAAUCUUUUCAAUCGACGGAAUUAACAGAUUGACAAAUUCUGCAAGAAAAAGUGACACUUUUAUGGAUCUUUUACAAAAGAUUGCUAAGAUUAGACCAAGUUUAUACAAAGACCAGACGCAUGCAAGUCCCCAGACAAAGCAGAUUCUCCAGCAAAUCACUAUUCCGACAACAGAUGAUACAGAAACAUUUUUCCAGAAACCAGAAGUUGACACAAGAAUUUUGACAAUCACAAUCAUGAAGACAUUGUUCUCUCCAGAAGAAAAAGAACGCAAGAGUGUUGCAGCAUUCCUCAAGCAAACAGUUGGAAAGCCAACAGAUGAAACAAUGAAAUUCCUAAAUUUGGAAUUCGCAAGAGGAAAAAUUUGGGAUGAAAAAAUUUGUGAAGAAUCAAUAAUGUGUCAGGAAAUCAUCGCAGAAAUACCUGUUUGCAUUGACUAUUUAAGCAAAUCUCCUGAAGUAGUAACAGAAUACUUGGAUUUGCUUACAACAGUUAGUUGUUUGGCACCUUUUGCUUUGUCCACUUCACUUUUGCCAUUAGCCGCUGUUUUGAAUGAAAUUGACAACGAAAAUGUAAUUGUUCAGAUUGUCACGUGCAUGGUAAGAACAACAGCAGUCAUUAGAGAUUUCAUCAAUAAAGUUGAUCCUUCAACAAUUGAUAAAAUUCUUUCUCUGGAAAUCACAAAUUCUUCAAUGGUUUUGUUUUUGAUGAUUUGUGGAGAAAAAAGUGUCAAUUCGAAUUUAUUGAGGGCCAACAUAGAGUAUUAUCUAUCAGAAGAGAGUAAUGACUACUGCUUGUUGUUAGCUGACUUUGUAACUAAGUAUGGUUCUUGCGAAUUUGAAAUUCCGGAUAAUGGAAACGGAUUUGAACAAUUAUCUUUGGCUACAAGCCUCUGGGACUUCUUCACGAAUAAUGAAAAGAAGAAGAAACAAUUGGCAGUAUACAUGAUAUCAAUUUUCGAUUUAAUUAUUAAUUCUCCGUUAUUUGCUUCUCAUCGCGUUGUUAAAGAGGCAUUUGAAAGAUUGAAACAGACAAAUUGCACAGAACAAAAGGCAUUCAUGAAGAAAAUAGCUUCAAUUCCUUGGUAUUCUAAGUUAACCAAAUAA
Trichomonas vaginalis G3 is the source of this 5688-nucleotide messenger RNA. Its product is annotated as ubiquitinyl hydrolase protein. Lineage: Eukaryota; Parabasalia; Trichomonadida; Trichomonadidae. The coding region runs from base 1 to 5688 and encodes 1895 amino acids. The transcript has a single exon. Gene Ontology annotation, biological process: protein deubiquitination. The record is from RefSeq and is a predicted model, not a curated record. Gene Ontology annotation, molecular function: cysteine-type deubiquitinase activity.